Molecule: messenger RNA, 1540 nt
Organism: Nylanderia fulva
Lineage: Eukaryota; Metazoa; Arthropoda; Insecta; Hymenoptera; Formicidae
Source: RefSeq, a predicted model, not a curated record
UGUUGUGUUUCGGAUCAUCGACCAGGGUUAUCAGUUUCUCUUGGAAAAAUAAGUCUUCCUAAAAUCGCUCUUGACUUUUUUUUUGUAAUGGCAGAUAUAACUAAUACUUGUUUUAAGAAUGGAAACAGCGUUAUACAUCAAAAAAUUUUGUCUACAUGCAGGAGAAUGCAGAGCAUUUCUUGUCGAUGGACAACAAAUUGGUCUUGUGCGACCAGAUGUUAUGAAAGAAAUAUUAAAUUACCCUCAAGUAUUUCAAGUACAUCCCGAAUAUGUGCAAUUAAAUCCAGCAUUUCGGGAUUAUACUGAAAGAAGCGCACGUGUCGAUGAAGUAUUAAGAGAAUGGAAAGCAGGUGGAAAAUUUGUGACACUACGAGGUUGGAGGGAGGAAUGUCAUGAAGUGCGUGCUCAGUUUAAUACAUCAUCGCUAUUUAAAAUGGAUCGCUCAGCUACAUGUUUAUUUGGAAUUCGGAAAUAUGGAGUCGAUAUAAAUGGCUAUGUUAUGGAUCCUGUUAAAGGCUUAUCAAUAUGGUUACAAAAACGUAGUCCUAAUAAACAAACAUGGCCAGCAUAUUGGGAUAGCAUGGUGAGCGGUGGAUUGAGUGUUGGUUAUGGCAUAAAUGAAACCGCGAUAAAAGAGGCUGGAGAAGAAGCUGGUAUUCCAAAUAAUCUUAUUGCAAAGCUGAAGGGUGUUGGUUGUGUGUCGUUCUUUUUCGAAAGUGAAAGGGGUUUAUUUCCCAACACGGAAUUUGUAUAUGAUCUUGAGUUGCCACCUGAUUUUGUACCAAACAACAGCGAUGGAGAGGUAGAAACCUUCGAAUUACUCCCUGUUAGUGAAUGCUUAGAGAGGAUACUUUCUCCCCAUUUCAAAACUACAUCUGUACCAGUUGCUCUUGACUUCUUAAUUAGACAUGGCUACAUUACAGCGGAAAAUGAGCCUAACUUUAUACAGAUUGUGGAGUUACUUCAUGUACCUCUGCAGACUAUGUACAAUCAUCGACAUAAAACUAGUAAUAGAAUGGCCAAUGGUGAAGCAAUUGAAGUUUUAGAAAAAGUUUAAAUUUACUUUUAAUUUAUACUAUGCUAUGAAUUGAAAGGCUAUGAAUUGGAUGAAAUGAGUUGCAUACUUGUAUUAACAACGAAAAAAGAAAACGCUUUUAAUACGCUUCAUUAAUUUCAAGGUAUUAAGAUUUUUAUAAUGUGUUUUUCCCUUAUCUAUACAGUUUUGUGAUUUAUAAAAAAAAGAGAAAUACAAAUCUUUACGAACUUUUGUAUGAUAAAGAGUUAUUCAUAUUUAUAGUAAUGUGAUUUGAUUGAUAGAGAAUUAUUAAGAUUAUUUCUUCCAGCUAUAUAGUUUUUUCUCUUUUUUCUAUAAUUUCUAAAUUUGGUUUUAUAAGUAUUUAAGUAUUAUAUUGAGAUUUUCAGCCUAAUCUGCCAUUCUUAUGUUUAGCAUAACAAAAUUGUAUGCCAAUUAUAUCAAUAUUGUGCUUGUCAACUGAACAGAUGCAUUAUAAUAAAAGCAAAUGUCAUUUAAUGAAAAUAA